UUACGAAUGAGGUGACAAAGUUUCGUAAAAAUUAGGAUACUUUUAUGUAAAAAAUUGUAAAUAAAUAAUUUUAAAUUUAAUAACAGAGUAAUGAGUAUUGUUUGAAUUGAUUAAUAAGAAGCAAAUAAAAACGCCACUAUGGAUUAUGUUUAUAAUGAUAUGAAUUUAUAUAUUACAAAUGAAAAAUUUUAUAUUCAACCAAAUGGAAAGUCUGAAGCUCUAGUUAUUGACAGACAAACACCUGAAGUCAAAGUUCAGAAAGAAUGUGAUCUUAAGCCCCUUUUAGCUGCAAAAAGGGUAUGUGGAGUUUUAGGAACUAUAAAAUUAAUAAGCGGGCGUUAUUUGAUUGUGGCUACCCACAGAAUAUUUGUUGGAUUAAUUAAUGGUCAAGUAAUAUGGCGUUUGGCCGGUUACGACAUUAUCCCAUACAUUCCCACUACUAUGCAUCUUACGCAACAACAAAAAUUACAGAACGAAAAAUACUUUGAAAUGUUGAAAAAAGUUUUGGAUACUCCAUUUCUGUAUUUUUCUUAUUCCUAUGAUCUAACGCAUACGUUACAGAGAUUGCAUUCUAUUCCUCCUGAUUUGUUUAUGAGUGGAUUAUUAGAUUCGGCUGAUCAUAGGUUUGUUUGGAAUAACUAUCUCUUGAGAAAUUUCAAUUGUUCUGAAAUGAAAGCUUUUGCCUUACCAAUAGUGUUAGGAUUUAUAUCAAUUAAUCAAGCAAAUGUCAAUGGAUAUCCUUUUCAAUGGAUUAUAAUUUCGCGGAGAUCAAAUGAAAGAGCAGGCACUAGACUUUUUUGCCGUGGUUGCAACGAUGAGGGACAAUGCGCAAAUUAUGUUGAAACUGAACAAAUAAUUGAAUUUGCUGGACAGAAAAUAUCAUUUGUUCAAACAAGAGGUAGUAUACCUCUCUUUUGGAGGCAAACUCCCAAUUUGAAAUUAAAACCACCACCAGAAAUUAUUGCUGGCAAAGAUCAUUUAAGCGCAUUCACCAAACAUUUCGAUGCACAAAUAAUGCUUUACGGGAGACAAGUAUUAGUUAACUUAAUUGAUCAGAAAGGCCGUGAAGCCGCACUUGAAAAAGCAUACAAAAAUUUAGUAGAACUACUGGGAAGUGAUUCGAUUCGAUAUGAAGCGUUUGAUUUUCAUGCAGAAUGCAAAAAAAUGAGAUGGGAUAGACUUAACAUUCUGAUUGAUCGCCUGGCACAUGAACAGAACGAGUUUGGUUACUUUCAUUUAGGCUCAGAUGGUCAACUUUAUUCGUCCCAAGAUGGAGUAUUUCGAGUUAACUGUAUUGAUUGUUUGGACAGAACAAAUGUUGUUCAAAGUAUGCUUGCUCGACGGUCGUUAAACAUCGUGUUGAAGAAAUUAGGGGUCCUCCAAUACGAACAGAAUUUUGAAAAUGUGUCACCAGCAUUUGAAGUUCUUUUUAAAGCAGUAUGGGCUGAUAAUGCUGAUUUGAUUUCAGUUCAAUAUUCUGGGACAGGUGCAUUGAAAACAGAUUUUACAAGAACUGGAAAAAGAACUAAAGCUGGUCUUAUUAAAGAUGGAACAAAUUCUUUAACGCGUUACGUUUUAAAUAACUUUUAUGACGGCUUUAGACAAGAUGCUUUGGAUCUGUUCUUAGGAAAUUAUAUGAUUAGAGAUAAUGAGGGAACGCUUAUUCCAUCACCUUUAAUUGCUCCAAAAGGAUGGCGUUAUGGAACUUUCCCAUCUGUACUUAUGUUUGCUUUAGCAAUGUUCUUUGCAUCUGCAAUAUUCCCGAAAGAAUAUAAAACAGAAAAUUUAUUAUUCUUAAUGUUUUGGGGUGCAAUGAUUGGUGUAUCUACAACUGGAAUUAUGAAAUAUGGCACAGAAUUCGUUAAUUGGCCGAAACUACAACCUUUAUCUUCCAAAAUGGAUGCCUGACACAGAAUGUAUAAUUAAAAUUCAAUUUAUUAUUUUGAUGUAAUAGCGCUUUUUGAUUCUUACAAUAAUUAAAUUUUGCUUGGUCGAAUCAGAUUAUAUUUGAUAAAAAAACUGUAAUCUUUAAAAAUUUUAUUUAAAAUUAAAAUUUUUUAAUGAUUUGAAUUAAGUGAUGGUAUAGGAAUAUUUAAAUACAUAAUAAAUUAUAAUAUAAUAUGUAGUAUAAAAUAACUUAACUAUUAAAAUAUUAUGCCUUACGUUUAUUAAUCAGUAGACAUCUUUAUAAAAAUUUUAACAUACUGAACUUAUUACAAAUUCCUUCUUGCAGUACUCAGCUUAGCCACAAUAGUAAAACAAUGUUCCAAUUAAAAAUAAAAAAAUUAUCGUAAAAUAUUUAAUAAAUUACAAAUACAUAAUAUUAAAUCAUAAAAAAAUGUUAAUAAAUUUUAAAAAAAUUCAUUUUUGUUUUUUAAAUAAAGAAAAGUUAAGUUGUGUUUUUACACGCAAAAAAUAU
Condylostylus longicornis is the source of this 2419-nucleotide messenger RNA. It is a transcript of the gene Sac1, whose product is annotated as phosphatidylinositol-3-phosphatase SAC1. Lineage: Eukaryota; Metazoa; Arthropoda; Insecta; Diptera; Dolichopodidae. The record is from RefSeq and is a predicted model, not a curated record. Gene Ontology annotation, molecular function: phosphatidylinositol-4-phosphate phosphatase activity. Gene Ontology annotation, biological process: phosphatidylinositol dephosphorylation. Bases 139 to 1908 code for a protein of 589 amino acids. Gene Ontology annotation, cellular component: endoplasmic reticulum. The transcript has 9 exons.